This is a messenger RNA of Oryza brachyantha (malo sina), 2494 nucleotides long. Its product is annotated as pentatricopeptide repeat-containing protein CRP1, chloroplastic-like. The transcript is spliced from 7 exons. Bases 69 to 1553 code for a protein of 494 amino acids. The record is from RefSeq and is a predicted model, not a curated record. Gene Ontology annotation, molecular function: protein binding. Lineage: Eukaryota; Viridiplantae; Streptophyta; Magnoliopsida; Poales; Poaceae.
CCCAACUGGCUCCCGUGUCCUCCUGUCUCCGCAGCUCACCACCACAGCGAGCCAGCAGGCGCGCCGCCAUGGAUGCUUACCACCUCGUCCGCCUUUAUCUCCCACCACCACUCCAGAUUCCACCCACCCUGCCUCUCACGCGAGGCCGCCAUGACCGUCGCCUCGCUGGCGCUGGCGCCGGCGCCGUCGCCUGCCGCGCCACCGCCGACCCCGUCGACCACCAGGAGCGGCCGUGGGAGUCCUACGACCGCGGCAUCCAGUCCCACGCAAGCUCCGACCUCGCUUUAUCACUGUCUAUGCUCGCCGACAUGCAGGCGGCCGGGUUGCGCCCUAGCGGCGCGGCCCACGCGCGCCUCAUCCGGGCGCUUGCCCGCACCGGCCGCACGCUCGAGGCCGAGGCGCUCCUCCUCGAGAUGCGCUGCCUCGGGCUCCGCCCGGACGCCGCGCACUACAACGCCCUCCUCGAGGGACUCCUCUCCAGGGCGCACCUCCGCCUCGCCGAUCGCCUCCUCCUCCAGAUGGCCGACGACGGCGUCGCGCGGAACCGGCGCACGUACAUGCUGCUGCUGAAUGCGUACGCCCGGGCUGGCCGCCUCGAGGACUCGUGGUGGGUUCUCGGCGAGAUGAAGCGACGGGGUAUUCGGCUCGACACCGCCGGGUACAGCACGCUCGUGCGGCUCUACAGGGACAAUGGCAUGUGGAAGAAGGCCACCGACCUCAUCAUGGAGAUGCAAGACCACGGAGUUGAGCUCGAUGUCAAGAUCUACAACGGCUUGAUCGAUACGUUCGGCAAGUAUGGGCAGUUAGCAGAUGCACGCAGGGUGUUCGACAAAAUGUGCGCAGAAGGGGUCAAGCCCGAUAUUACGACUUGGAACUCUUUGAUUCGAUGGCAUUGUCGUAUUGGGAAUAUGAAACGUGCUCUGCGAUUCUUCGCUGCAAUGCAGGAGGAUGGGAUGUAUCCAGACCCAAAAAUCUUUGCUACAAUCAUCAGCAGGUUGGGGGAGCAGGGGAAGUGGGAUGAGAUCAAGAAGCUGUUUCAUGGCAUGAGGAAUCGAGGGCUCAAGGAGAGUGGUGCAAUAUAUGCAGUUUUGGUUGACAUUUAUGGACAAUACGGCCAUUUUCGUGAUGCCCAUGACUGUGUAGCUGCUCUCAAAGCUGAAAAUCUGCAGCUUUCACCUAGUAUCUUUUGUGUCUUAGCCAAUGCAUAUGCUCAACAGGGUUUGUGUGAACAAACCGUGAAUGUUCUUCAAUUGAUGGAGGCGGAAGGAAUUGAGCCAAAUCUUGUUAUGCUGAACUUGCUAAUCAAUGCGUUUGGUACUGCUGGAAGGCAUUUGGAGGCACUUGCUGUACUCCAGCAUAUCAAAGACAGUGGAAUGAGUCCAGAUGUUGUGACUUACACAACACUUAUGAAAGCUUUCAUGAGAGCAAAGAAAUUUGAAAAGGUGUCAGACAUAUAUAAGGAAAUGGAGCGUGCUGGUUGUACCCCUGAUAGAAAAGCUAGAGAAAUGCUGAAUGACGCCUCUGCUAUACUGGAGCAAAGGGGAUGUUAUUGAAAUUGGAAUACCUACAAUUCUGAAGCGGCUCAAGCUUCAAUUCCUAUAACUUGAAGAAUCCCAUCUCCGUCUUUUUGCUUCAAAUGCUGAAUGUAUGAAACAGAUAUGAUUUGAAGCAAAUGCAGCCAGUGCUUUUGCACUCUUUUAAGGAGGCAGAAUAUCAAACUACAUUCGGAGUGCACAAAUGAAUCCAUAUGGUGUAGUUUGAGGCACAUUACAUGGGAAAUUCAACGAAUCCAAAGAGGCACUCUUGUGGUAUUUUGACAUUGGGUUCUCACCUGCUGUUGAAAAAUGUUUGGGUCUGCAAUUGAAGCACGCAAGACUGAAACAGUGACAACAAUUCUCUUGAAGUGUUAAGCUUUGGAAAUUUGAGGUUGGAUAGAAUAUUGAAAUGGCCAUUAUCUUUUGAUGCUUCCAGAAGUCUGGUUCUUCAAUGCAGAUGAAAAAUUAUAUUCAGAGAUGGUGAGAUAUACGAAACAUCUGGAAUUUCCUCACGUUGCUUUCUUGCUGAAUCAUAUAUGAGUAGCUUUGCACGAUAAAGUCAUAAAGAGAUGUUGAUAGUAUCAGAUGGCCUGAUAUUGACUUGUGUGCCACAAGAUUGAGUGAAGUAUGAAAUAACCUGUGUAAUCCAUCAUCCUGUGAUAAGGCAGUUCUUUUAUAAUAAAAUGCUUGUUUUCUUUGCUUCGCCCCUUAUCUUUUGGUUUACAUUCCAUUUAUCUACCGAUAGACCAUAACUCAAAAUUGAAUAGGAUAAACCAAUUAGACCUAAACGUGCAUGUUUCUGUAGUUAUUCAUAUAUUGUAAAUUAGUACUCCCCGAGAAAUUGUCAAAGUGCUCUCCGAGAAAAAUGCCAAAAUACUGUUAUUGAAUUCAUAACGGCAUGAUCAGUGGCUUGUAAAACACUAGAGAAAAUUGCCAAUUACUGCUAUUGAAUUCGUAAC